AUGGUGGACUGUGGUUUGUCGGUGCUUAUGGUUGAGGCGAGAGAUCGUGUUGGUGGACGGACUUAUACAGUGGAAUCGGAUGGAACUUUAUACGAAAUGGGCGGAACUUGGGUAACGCAUCACAUGGCGUACCUCUUCAAGGAAAUGACGCGAUACAAGAUGGAUAAGGAUCUAACGCUUACCCACCAUCGCGGAUACGGCAAUGACUACUACACGAUCAAUGUGCCCGACGCCACACCCCGAACCCUCACGCACGAAGAAGCCGGGCAGAUAACCGCGCGAGCAUGGUCCAUCUUCGUCAAUGCAGACGGCCAAAACUGCCGUGCCAUCUGCCCACUGCCGCACUCGCAACUCAACAACAUCCUAGUAUCCCGAGAAGAAGUAGAGCGCUACGACAAAAUCUCUUGCCGAGAUCGCUUCGAAGAAAUCAAGCAUCUACUAUCCACCGAAGAAGCCUGGAUCCUAACAGCCCUCCUCCUCCACAUCACCGGGGGUAGCAUGGUAAAUUCAAGUCUGUGGGAUAUGAUUCGCUCCCAGGCACUUAUGUCCUACGAUCCAGCGAACUUCUCGCCUAUCUGGACAACCUUUAAGCUGCGUCAGGGACAAUCUGCGCUGGCUGGCGCUAUGUUUCAGGAUGCAGUUGACAACGGCCUUCAGUAUGUCUUCCAGACACCCGUGAAAUCGAUCGUUGAGCGCUCGAAUGUAGUCACGGUUACCACCCUCGCAGGAAGGGUGUUUCGUGCCCGCCGAAUGGUCAGCACGAUACCACUCAAUGUCCUGCAUACCAUUAUGUUUGACCCACCGCUGUCUCCGACACGCCAGGAAGCUAUCACGAUAGGGCACGUCAACUACAUGAACAAGAUCCACGCGGACGUCGAGGGAUCCGGGCUGACGUCUUGGAAUGGAAUGAGAUACCCCAAUCUCCUAAUGUUUGGAUACGGUGAUGGGGUCACCCCUAGCGGCCGUGCGCAUAUCGUCGGAUUCGGGAAAGAUGAACGUGCCACGUUCGUACCAGAGAGAAAUCCGGAGAAGGCUGUGGAUGCGUUUCAAAAGCUGCACCCUAUGGAAGUGAACAAAAUGAUCUUCCACAACUGGAAUACCGAUCCGUGGUCCCUCGGUGGACCGGCAUGGUGGCCGCCUGAGUUCAUGACCAAGUAUCAGGAGGAGUUGCAGAGUCGGCACGGGCUUGUUUUCUUUGCGUCGGCAGACUGGGCGCAUGGCUGGCGAGCGGCAAUUGAUGGAGCAUUGGAGCAGGGAUCUCAGGCGGCUUUGCAGGUUGUGAAGGAGAUUAGGGAGAUGAGGGGGGUUAUGGCGAGGAUUUAG
Molecule: messenger RNA, 1323 nt
Organism: Aspergillus chevalieri
Lineage: Eukaryota; Fungi; Ascomycota; Eurotiomycetes; Eurotiales; Aspergillaceae
Product: flavin monoamine oxidase family protein
Exons: 5
Coding region: 1-1323 (440 amino acids)
Molecular function (GO): oxidoreductase activity
Source: RefSeq, a predicted model, not a curated record